This is a messenger RNA of Patella vulgata (common limpet), 4403 nucleotides long. Its product is annotated as G2 and S phase-expressed protein 1. The transcript has 13 exons. Bases 236 to 2251 code for a protein of 671 amino acids. Gene Ontology annotation, cellular component: microtubule cytoskeleton. Gene Ontology annotation, molecular function: microtubule binding. Lineage: Eukaryota; Metazoa; Mollusca; Gastropoda; Patellidae. The record is from RefSeq and is a predicted model, not a curated record.
CUGGAGGAGCGAAAUACGAAUAAAAUCUGGUUCAACUUCAAGAGUUCUUCGAGUUAUUUGGUAAUUUUUAUAAAACCAAGGGUUUGUGAGAAAGGAAUUAUGAUAUAUGAGUUAUGAAUAUGUGAUGUUAUAGAACCUUCAAGAAAUAAAUACUCCUACAGACCAAAAGACUUAGAUGAUUGUUUUGCCCAGUGAAUUGACUUUGAUAAAAAUUGUUAAUUAAUAAUAAUUAAAAAUGACAGAGUGUCCAACUGGUUGUUUAUUAGAUUUAUCUGAACCAUCAGAGGUUGAUAUCAACUUGUACGAUGAAAAUGAAAAUUUUGAUAAAGAAAAUUCUAUACCUGUGAUAGAUUCUAUAGAAUUGGCUAGAAGUGAUGAUAGUGAUAGGAGAAAUAGUGUAACAAUCUGUAAAUCAUUAGAUAUAGAUGAUAGAAUAUUUAAUGAUGUCACAGAUAAAACUCUUACUAAUAAUACUUGUAUACUCGAUCCUCAUAAUCUACCUAGUCCCGACGAUAUGUGGUUAGAAAAAGAAACUUUCGAUUUUGAUCUGGUUCUGUCACCACCUGAAAGUAAAAAAGAUGAAUUACAAGAUGAGGAAGAGAUUUUCUUUGGACCAAUGGGAUUCACGGAAAGAUGUGUGGCUGCUGUAGUUGCCAGGCAAACUCCUGUUAAACCCAUGAGUCCCUUAAAUCCCCAACAACUGGCCGAAGUAAUUAAAGAGGCCCAUGGAGUGUCGUGCCUUUUUACAAAUAUGAAAUCAGGGGGUUCAAGUUCAGAUGAUGGGAAAUCUCCACAAAAAAAGCUAAUAUCCACACGAUUAUUUUCAAAAAGUCCCAGACAUACUAAGAAUAGAACUUUUUCCAUAGAAAAAGAUGUUGAGAACAUUUCCCCACCAGAAGCUAAUAAUCACGUACGUCAAGAUACAUUCACAAAAGAAACUGAAGUGACAAAGCUUGCAGAACAAGUUAUAAAACGUCGAUCAAUUAAAGCACCCGUCAGAGAUUUAUCUGCCACUCGCUCUUCUACACUUAAUAAAACGAAAGAAGAAAAUUCAUCAAAUAAACCUGGUCUAAAACCUAAAUUUUCAAGAUUACCAAAAAGUCGGAGUGCUACUAACCUGGCAAAGACUGAAAGUCAGGAAAGUUUAGUGGAUAAUGAAUCAACACGUCAGAGAUAUAAAAGUGGAGAUUCAGAAGCAUCUGAGUCAAGUAUAACCAGUGAUACAAGUGAUAUAUCUCUCAGUAGAUUAUCUUCUUGUAGAAAGAGUUUUACCAGUAAUAUCAAAGCACCAACAUCUACUGGUAAAAGAAUGCAAGCACCAAUGAUAAAACAAAGUUUGACUACUCUAAAUAAAGUUGGUUCCAGUAAACUAACAGUUAAAAACCUUUCACAACAACAGGGCCCGAUAAAACUCAAACACACUCGAACAAAUUCUAACUCAAGUAUGGACUCUGUGUCUUCACAGACUUCAAAUGUAUCAAAUUCAUCGUUCAUGUCCCAAAGUUCAAAUAUCGGAAAACCAAUCAUCAAAUCAAACAUCACAGCACCAGCUAUUAAAGGGACAAUUAAAGCACCUCUAGGAAAAUUUCAGUCAAAAAUGAUGAAACCAGUUAUACAGAAGAAAGUUCCGCCAUCAAGACCAGAGACAAGAAAAUCUUUAAAUGGACCAAUGAAAGUGCCUCAAGCAAUUAAACCAAGUACAUCAAAUAUCAAUAAAUCUUUUGUUGAUAGAAAGACAACCAAAUCUGACAAUACUCCGGUAAAGCAAGAAAAAUCUGUUAAACCCAAAAGACUUUCAACAGCUAUGGGCACUCUUGGAAAAUCUAGUUCUGUGAGUUCAACAGGAUCAUCAGGUUCGAUAACUGAUGGAACACCAACAUCCAGUCGUAAAAGACAUUCAUUAUUACCAACACCAUCCAAAUCCAGACCAAGUUCAUCAGGCUCUAUACCUGCCAGCCCGCUAUCAUAUCGUAGUAGUAACAGUAGUAUAACUAGCAUUAGUUCACGACUUGGGGCAUCUUUAAGUGAUGCAACAGAUUCACCUGUAUUUGAGUUAGAUAAUAAUAAGAAAGCACCUGCUCGAAGACUAGUGAAGGAGUCACCGAGUGUUAUGAAGCCUAAAAAGAACUUGGUACAGAAUACACCAGAUAUUCCUGUCACAAAGCCUUCAAGAUGGUCUCCAAUUGUACGACGAAAAGUUGAUCUUCAAGAACAGGCUAUUCAGUGUACAAAAAGAGCUGCAAAAAAUUGAUCUUUGGAUGGAAAUGCUUGGUAAUUAAUAUAAUAAAAUCUAUAUCAGAUAUAAUUAUGCUAGGACUCAUCCCAAUAUUCGUACUGAUUUUAUGGUAUUCAUUAUUCGAUGUCAAUCAAAACUAGUUUUUGAGGCCUAAUGAUCUAUUUACUGAAAUCAUUUAUGUUCAAAAAUAAGCAAACGGAGAAAGGAAAAUAUAUUGAUUUAAAAAUUUUGAGGUUUCUAGAAAUCUGAAAAUGCACCGAAAACGGUCCAUUAAUUGAAGAUUCCAAUUAUGACUUAGAAUAUAUGAAUAGUAAAAUCAGCAUUCGAUGUAAUUUCUUAGUUAUGCAUUAUUUAUGUUAGAAUUGCAUAAUAUGGGGUGUUUGUAAUAUAAAUAUAUAACAAUAUUUAUACAAUAUAGGUAUAUCUAUGUUUUUGGUGUUGGUAAAAUCCCCAAAAUAGUUCUCUUUGGCAAUUGAAUUGAUUUUGUUGACUAUGCCAAUAAAAUUACGUACUGUAUGCAAUGAAAAAAUAAUAGUCCUGAGUAAAUUUUAGUUGCACUCAUCGUUUCUGUUCCAAGUAUAGAUACAAUUCAUGAAUCACUGUCCGUGUAUUUGUUUCUCAGAUGUAUAAAAAAUGAUAAAUGUAUAUACAGAAGAAAUCAUAAAGUUACAAUGUUUUACUGUGUUUAAUUUAAUUUUGUAUAUUAUCUAAUUGAUGUGAUAUAUUCAAGACAUAAAGUUUUGGAAAAUUGUACAUAAGAUUGUAUGUGUAUACUGCCAGGGUUUUCAUUUAUCUGUACAAAAAUGUUGAAUUUCUGUGUGAUAGUUUUUGGUAUCCCCGCUUCCAUUGAAGAAGCAAUCAUUUUAAUAUGGAAAAAUAUGGGUCAUGAUGCCAGAAAUAAAAAUAAUUGUUUGGAAAUUUUUGGCUGGAAUGAUAUGAUAGUGGAUAUACUAAUGACACACAAGAUCUCAAACUGUCUGAUAAAACAAGUAAAUAGCAAAUGAUAGCUCUGGUAUAUACAUGAAAGAUAUGGAGUCAUAAUUUUGGUAAAUGUAGAGCUAUGUUUUUUUUUAUUGUUUGUAAAAUUAAUCUAAUUCAAUGCACAUCAGAUUUUAAAUUAAACUUUAAUUUGUUAAAUAUUCUGUUUUUGUAAUAGUCCCAAUUAAAUUUCAAUUAAUUCAAAAUUGUAUUUUUUGUAAAAUGACUAUUUUUCAUAGUUCAAAUUAUAGCAAUUUACGUGAAUGAUAAAUAUACUUUGAUAUGAAUUAAAUGUACUUUAAUUUUGUGACAAAUGCUAUUGUAUUCUCCCAAACUUAUUUAUGUGUAGAUUCUAGUGUGAUAAGGAUUAUUAUAUAAUAAUGAUUUAAUAACUACAUGUAGUGCUCAGUAUCUUUAUUUAAAACUAUUAUAAGUAUAUUAUAAUUUGUUUGUGCCAAUAUUCAUUACCAUAUUAUUUGCGAAUAAGAAUACAUAGGUUUGAUCAAAUGAUAAUUUUCUUUUUAUGACUGGGGCGUCCCAUAUUCUUUUUUUUAAAGGCAUUCAUAUGAUACAUAUUACUCUUAAUUUUAGUGCAGUGUAUAGCGAAUUUCAGAAAAUAUAGCCCUAACAUCACAGGGAUCUCAAAGGCACAAAAUGUCUCUUGAAUGCUUGAAGUAGUGACCAGUGAUGUCAUGCUAUCUUUUCUGAAAAUAACUGUGGUAGACAGAAUAUGAUACCCUUUAUCUCUAUAUAUCCCUGUGAGUACAUUGUUCUUAAUGGAGUACAGAAUUUCAGUGAGUAGACGAAAUCACCAUUUGUAAAAUUUAACCUGAUGAUUUGAAGUACUAUAAUGCAAAUUUUCUUCCUAAUUUACAUAAUUAAGGACAUAAUUCCAAAAUGAUUAAUGACUUCAUAAAAUGGAUGUUGUGUUGUUAAAUUGCCUGUUACAAGGUUAGAUGGUUAAAUAAGAUACUUUUAUGGUUUGAACUUCAACCAAAUCUAUGGAAGCAUUUUGUUGUAUUUCUUCACAUUUUUCUUCAGUUUUAAAUUAAAAUUUUAAGAUAUAUUUAAACAUUUGAAAUGUGAGAUAUUGCAAUCCUUUGUUUUAUAUUCAGUAAAUGUGUUAAACUUUCAUUGCCUCUAUCUUGUGAAAAUAAAUUAAUGGUAGAUAUAAACUACUUCAAAAUUA